AUGGCCAAGUCCAAAGCAGCCAACAAUAUUUGGGCUAUCGAACUCGGCAACGAGCCUGACCUAUUUUAUAAAUACUGGAAGUACCCUGUUGCUCAAGCCCCGUGGAACGAGACACAGGAAGGGGCCAAUGCAAAUGAAUGGGCACAGGACUUUGCGAACCAUUGGAAGAGUCCUCUUCCCAUCCUUGCAGGCGGUGGAUAUGCGAUUCCUUUCCAGAUAGAACCCGGGUGGCCCAACUUACCCUAUCUGGUCAACGAGGCUUAUAACAAGACUGUCAAGGCAGCGACAAAGGUGUACAAUGGACAUUUGUAUGCUUUCUCAAACGUGUCAGAGAACGGUCUGGAUAUCGAGAUGUCACAUCAGAGAACAGUUGAGGACCUGAACCUUCUGCCCAUCUCAACCGCCAGGUCUGUCGGCAGGCCAUACAUCAUUGGUGAGACGGGCUUCCAUGGAGUCGACUACGAAAUGGACGCGACUUUCGGUUCUGCCAUUCAGCUCGUCGACAAGACCUUACCUUUCUUUAACUGGUGGCGAAGCGAUCAACUGAACGCUAAUUUCUACGGCGCCUACUUUGGAGCUCUUGCUACAGCAGGUGGCGAUCACAUCGUGGCAAGUGACAACGGCAGCGAUCGAUACGCGCAGUACAUCGUCUAUCGAAAGGGCAAGCCGUUCAAGCUUAUCUUUGUCAACACCGAUUACUACUCGGGUAUUGGCUCUCGCUCCACUACAAGCUUCACAGUCACUGGUCUCAAAAACGGUGCUGUAAAAGCGCUUCGCAUGACUGGCCCAAGCAGCGAGACUCUAGUUCCCCUCAAACAGACUAAUCCGGAUCUUGAGCCCAGUAUUGCGGGUAAGCGCUCAUGA
This is a messenger RNA of Fusarium graminearum PH-1, 864 nucleotides long. RefSeq lists its product as uncharacterized. NCBI's taxonomy places the organism in Eukaryota, Fungi, Ascomycota, Sordariomycetes, Hypocreales, Nectriaceae. The record is from RefSeq and is a predicted model, not a curated record. The coding region runs from base 1 to 864 and encodes 287 amino acids. The transcript is spliced from 4 exons.